Messenger RNA from Aphidius gifuensis, 4092 nucleotides. RefSeq lists its product as uncharacterized. The record is from RefSeq and is a predicted model, not a curated record. Bases 148 to 4038 code for a protein of 1296 amino acids. Lineage: Eukaryota; Metazoa; Arthropoda; Insecta; Hymenoptera; Braconidae. The transcript is spliced from 2 exons.
CAAAAAGUGGGGAUAAAGCUAAAUAAAUAUCAGUCCAUCUAACUCAUUCUUUCAACACAUUUCAUUGUGAUCUGCUGCCAAGACGAAAUAGUCAUAUAAAAAUAUCAUGUUAACCAAACAAAUAUUAAAAUAAAAAAUUCGAAUAAAAUGGAUUUAAAUGCACAAUGCAGACUACGUCGAGAAGAAUAUCGAAUAAUAGUUGAACGUUUACACGAGGCUCCAGAUCACAAUCAAAUCAAUUCUACAAUUAUUUCUUUACGCAGAGAUAUUGCAAAUUAUAACAGAUCAUGUGCAAGUCUGUCAGGUGCUCAUAAAAAAUGCACACAAGCAACAGUGGCAAUACUGACAACUUAUUUAUUAAGAUUACAACGUUUGCAAGUACAAGGUGCAGGUGUAUCUUCAACAGUUGAUAUAUCAAACGCUUCUACUGAAAAAUACAUUGAAUGGCAAGACUUAGAAAAUGUAUUCAGAAACAGGAUGAAGACAAGUAUUAUAAUUAAUUUAAAACAUAAAGAUGUAAAAGACUUUCUUUCUGAUGCUAAAGAAAUGUUAAUUAAUCAGUUAGGUCUUAUUUUACAAGAUAAAAAUGCACUCAAAGUCAAUACUGUAUUAGCUUUAAACUAUGAAAUCGAAAAACCUUCAGAUAAUAGUGUAGAAGUUGAAACAAAAUAUUUCAGUGAAGGCAGUUUUGAGGUUUUACAAUCAUCAGAUCUGAGCCAACUAUUCAAAGAAAAUUUUGAACAUUUUAUAGAAGAUGUUGAGGAAGCUGAAUUAAAUGGAUCUGGUUGGAAACUGCAGGAAAUCCUCCAUCUUGAAAUCCAAAUAAAUGAUUACAUACCACUGCAAGGUGGUAAUUCAUCUUUCGUUGAAAUGCCACCAUGGAUACUGAAAACUCACUCAGUUGUAAACGUCAAAAAUUCUGAUAAUUUUUGUUUCGUAUGGUCAGUUUUAGCAUGUUUAUAUAAAGCGUCUUACCAUAGUGAGCGUGUGAGUCAUUAUACAAAACAUGUUGAUGAAUUAAAUUGCGAUGGAAUAACUUUCCCGAUAACAUGGGAAAAAAUCAAGGUUUUCGAAAAACAAAAUAAGUUAAAAAUUAAUAUUUAUGGUAUAGAUGAUGAUGAUGAUUAUGAUGAUGACGAUGACAGUGAUGAUGAUGAUGAUAAUGAUGAUGAGAAAAAAAAUAAAAAACAUAGAAAAGAAAGGGUUGUACCAUAUUAUAUAAGCAAAAAUGAAUCAGAUAAGGAAACGAUUCAUCUUUUAAUGGUUGAGAGAGAAGUAGAAGUGGAAGACGAUUAUGAUGAUGAUGAUGAUAUUGUUGUUGUUAAUAAUUUCAAUUCACGAAAAAAUUUGGCACAAUAUCAUUUUGCAUGGAUCAAAAACUUAUCGAGAUUAGUGAGCUCACAAAUUUCUAAACAUAAUGGGAAGAAAAUAAUUUGUGAUCGUUGCUUAUGUCAUUUUCAAUCGCAAAAAUCACGGGAUAAUCAUGAAAAACUUUGCAGUGAAAAAUGUAAAAGUGCAAUGAGAUUACCGACUGCAAAAAAUAAUAUUUUACAAUUUAAAAGUUAUAAACAUCAAUUAACGGUACCGUUUAUAAUUUAUGGUGAUUUAGAAUGUUUAUUGAAAAAAGUGCAGAGUGAAGAACUUGAAAAAAAUCAAAUUUAUCAAAAACAUGUUCCAAGUAGUGCAGCAUAUUAUUUAAAGUGUAGUUAUGAUGACUCACUUUCCAAGUUCAAUCUUCAUAGAGGUAAAAAUUCAAUUGAAUGGUUUAUUACAGAGCUUGAACAAAUUGCUCAUCAAGUCAAUAAAAUAAUAGAUAAUAGCAAACCAAUGUCUCUCACACGAGAUGAAGAAUUACAAUUUUUAAAUGCUAAAAAAUGUCAUAUUUGUGAUAAAAAUUUUAUGAAAAAUGAGGUAAGAGUAAGAGAUCAUUCUCAUUGGACCUCAGAAUACCGAGGUGCCGCCCAUCAAAUAUGCAAUAUUAAUUAUCAAGAAUCAUGUAUCAUUCCUGUUGUAUUUCACAAUCUCACAGGCUAUGAUGCACAUUUCAUCAUCAAAAAACUUAAAAACCAGUUCCGAGGUAAAAUUGAUAUACUUGGAAUCAACAAAGAAAGGUAUAUUUCAUUCACAAAAUCUGUCAAAGGUACCCGCAUAAAAUUCAGAUUCAUCGACUCAUAUAGAUUUAUGGCUAGUUCCAUAGAUUCAUUAUCAAAUAAUCUAGAUAAUAAUAAAAAAUCAAUAACGAAAAGUCUCUGUAAAAAUGAUGAUGAAUUCAAUUUAAUUACAAAGAAGGGAGUAUUUCCAUAUGAUUAUCUUGAUGAAUGGGAAAAAUUUGAUGAUACAACACUUCCAUCGAAAGAUCAAUUUUAUUCAAAAUUGAAUGAAGAAAAUAUUUCAGAUGAAGCAUAUGCACAUGCUCUAAAUGUUUGGCAAAAGUUCAAUAUAAAAACACUUGGGGAAUAUUCUGAUUUAUAUUUACAAACUGAUGUUGCCCUUUUAGCUGAUGUUUUUGAAAGCUUCAGAGCUGAUUGUUUAAAUACAUAUAAGUUAGAUCCAGCACAUUAUUAUUCUGGACUUAGUUUUAGUGCAAUGUUGAGAUAUACUCAGAUUGAACUAGAAUUGUUGACAGAUCCUGAAAUGAUGUUGUUCAUUGAGCAAGGUAUAAGAGGUGGUUUAUCACAAGUCUCAAAUCGAUAUGGAAAAGCAAAUAAUCGAUAUAUGGGCAGUGAAUAUAAUCCAGAGGAAGAAGAGUCAUUUUUAAUGUACUUUGAUUUAAAUAAUAUGUAUGGAGCAGCAAUGAGAGAAUAUCUUCCAACUUGUAAAUUUGAAUGGAUUAAUAAUUUUGAUAUUUCAAUAUUAAAUUCAACUGCUGAUAACUCAAAAUAUGGAUACAUUCUUGAAGUUGAUUUAGAUUAUCCUGCAAGUUUGCAUCAUCAUCAUAAAGAUUUUCCUUUAGCACCAGUACGCGAAAAACCACCUCUAGAAACCAGUAAAACUCCAAAACUACUGGCAACUCUAGAUAAUAAAAAAAAUUAUGUUAUCCAUUACCGGAAUUUAAAACAAUAUUGUUCGUUGGGGAUGAUUAUUACUAAAGUUCAUCGUGUUUUAAAAUUUGAACAAAGUGCAUGGCUUCAAUCUUAUAUUGAUCUUAAUACAGAGUUACGAAAGAAAGCACGUAGUGCAUUUGAAAAAGAUCUUAGAAAAUUAUUCAUUAAUGCAAUUUAUGGUAAAACUCUAGAGUCUGUAAGAACUCGUAAAUCCAUAAAACUUGUAGAAAAAUAUGGUGGUAGAGGUGGAGCAAGAUUUUAUAUCUCAAAGCCAAACUUUCACAGUCAUUUAAUCAUUGACGAUCGUGUAAUAAUUGAGAUGAAACCAACAAGUAUACUUUUCAAUAAACCAAUUUAUCUUGGAUUUUCUAUUUUGGAAAUGUCAAAAACAUAUAUGUAUGAUUUCCAUUAUAAUUUCAUAAAACCAAAAUAUGAAGAUAAAGUCAAGUAUUUAUAUGGUGAUACUGAUUCUGCUGUUUACCACAUAUUUAGUCAUAAUCCAUAUGAUUUAAUACGUAAUAAUCCUGAUAAAUUUGAUACAUCUGAUUAUCCAGAAAAUAAUCAAUAUGGAAUUCAAUUAAAAAAUAAAAAAGUUAUUGGUAUUAUGAAAGAUGAGAAUAAUGGAAAAAUAAUGAAAGAAUUUAUUGGUUUACGAAGUAAAUUAUACUCUUAUGUUAUAGCAGAUGAAAAUAAUUCAUUAAAAAAACGUGUUCAUAUGAGAGCAAAGGGCGUCAAAAGAUCAACUGUAAGACAAAUAACUUUCGAUGAUUAUAAAAAUUGUUUAAUUAAUCAUGUUAUUUUAAAAAAGCAACAAAAUAUUAUAAGAUCACAUAAACAUGAAGUAACAACAAGAACAAUUGAAAAAAUUGCUCUCAGUUGGCAAGAUGAUAAACGACAGUUAACUAAUGGUGAAACUGACACUCUGCCUUGGGGAUAUAUACCUGUUGAACGAAUGUGUUUGAGUAAAAGUAUAUUUAAAAGAAAAUAUGAAUGAUGUAAAUAAAAGUUGUAUAAAUGUAUAUAAUAAAAAUUAUUGUUAGAAAAUAAA